Messenger RNA from Loxodonta africana (African savanna elephant), 3186 nucleotides. It is a transcript of the gene TTLL13, whose product is annotated as tubulin tyrosine ligase like 13. Gene Ontology annotation, cellular component: cilium. The coding region runs from base 1 to 2475 and encodes 824 amino acids. The record is from RefSeq and is a predicted model, not a curated record. Gene Ontology annotation, biological process: microtubule cytoskeleton organization; protein polyglutamylation. The transcript has 14 exons. Gene Ontology annotation, molecular function: tubulin-glutamic acid ligase activity; tubulin binding. Lineage: Eukaryota; Metazoa; Chordata; Mammalia; Proboscidea; Elephantidae.
AUGGAGCCGAGCACCUGUAAAUCCAGUGAAUCGGAGGAAGAGUAUGUUGAGGAAGAGGAAUCUGAGGAGGAAUCUGUUAAGGGGGAAGACACCAUCCCUUCUAACCCUUCUAAUGAGGCACUCUCAAAGGCUGACUAUAAUGUAUUUGGGAACGCGGCUCCCUUAUCCAUUAUAGCCAAGAAAAUUCCAAAGAAAACCAUAGUCCCACCUGACCCAGAGGACCUAGAAGUUGGGAGAAGAAAGAGAAAACGGAAACGCAGACCCCUAGCCAUCAACCUGACCAACUGCAAGUAUGAGAGUGUGCGUCGGGCAGCCCAAAUCUGUGGCCUGAAGGAGGUAGGCGAGGACGAGGAGUGGACUGUGUACUGGACAGACUGCUCUGUCUCACUGGAACGAGUCAUGGACAUGAAGAGGUUUCAGAAAAUCAACCACUUCCCUGGCAUGACAGAAAUCUGCCGCAAAGAUCUGCUGGCUCGGAACCUCAACCGCAUGCAGAAGCUCUAUCCUACUGAGUACAACAUCUUCCCCCGCACCUGGUGCCUCCCCGCAGACUAUGGGGACUUCCAGUCUUAUGGUCGUCAGCGGAAAACCCGCACUUAUAUCUGCAAGCCGGACAGUGGCUGUCAGGGACGCGGCAUCUUCAUCACCCGAAAUCCCCGGGAGAUCAAGCCAGGAGAGCAUAUGAUCUGUCAGCAAUACAUCUCCAAGCCGCUCCUUAUUGAUGGUUUCAAGUUUGACAUGCGAAUCUACGUCCUGAUCACGUCCUGUGAUCCUCUUCGGAUCUUCAUGUAUGAGGAAGGCCUGGCUCGCUUUGCCACCAUGCCCUAUGUGGAGCCCAACAUUAACAACCUGGAUGAUGUUUGCAUGCACCUGACCAACUAUGCUAUCAACAAACACAAUGAGAAUUUUGUCCGGGAUGAUGCUGUGGGCAGUAAGAGGAAGCUGUCAACACUGAAUGUCUGGCUGCGAGAGCAUAGCUACGACCCCCGAGAGCUGUGGGGGGACAUUGAAGACAUCAUCAUCAAAACCAUCAUCUCAGCCCAUUCUGUUCUUCGCCACAACUACCGAACCUGUUUUCCCCAAUAUCUGAGUGGAGGUACAUGUGCCUGUUUUGAGAUCCUUGGUUUUGACAUCUUGCUGGACCACAAGCUGAAGCCCUGGCUGCUGGAGGUAAACCACUCUCCAAGCUUCACCACCGACUCACGUCUUGAUCGAGAAGUGAAGGAUGCACUUCUCUGUGAUGCUAUGAUCCUUGUCAACCUCCGGGGCUGUGACAAAAGGAAGGUGCUAGAGGAGGACAAGCGGCGAGUCAAGGCGCGGCUUUUCCAGUACCACCAACAGCCACGAGAAGCCAGGCGAGAACAAAUUCAGUCCUCCCAUGCAGCAAUGCUGGACCAGGAACGAUAUGAGGAUUCCCACCUGGGGGGAUACCGGCGGAUCUACCCUGGGCCUGACACGGAGAAGUAUGCACCCUUCUUCAAGCACAAUGGCUCCCUCUUCCAGGAGACUGCUGCUUCCAAGGCCAGAGAGGAGUGUGCCAGGCAGCAACUGGAAGAGAUCCGCCUCAAGCAGGAACAGCAGGAGACCUCAAGUAAUAAAAAGAGAAAGGAAAACAAGGACCAGAACCAGGGGGAAUCAGCAGGAGAGAAGAGCCGAUCCAGGGCAGGGCCCCGAGGCCUUUCUACUCACUUGGUUUACAGGAACCGGAUCCAGGAGAAAGAGGUACCAGUACACCUGGACACCAUGCAGCCUCAGGAAAUUGUGGAAGAGGAGGAGCUAGAGCGGAUGAAGGCCCUGCUACAAAGGGAGAAUCUCAUUCGAAACCUGGGUAUUGUGGAGCAGCUCAACCGCAUGCUGCAUCCCAGCCAUCGGGGCCAGAAAAAACUUCAUGAGUAUCGGCCUAGAUUUCAUCAGGACAGGCUGGGCAGUCAAGAAUUGCAAUCUGUGAGCCUGGUCCCAUUGGUGCUCUUGAGCGGGGCUGCCACAGAGCAGGGCCUUCCUCAUUUCCUGCGUCCAGUUCGGCCCCAGGAAUUGAUCCCCAGGAUCUUAGGGCCACUGCCAAGCAUGAAUGCUGCAAUUCCACAUCAUUCCCAGUGCCAUCUACAGCCCAGGAACUUCAACUGGAUAGGAGAUCCAGCAGCGAAAGGGCCCUGUUCACUGUCAGUGAAGAAAUUUGGGAGGCGCUAUUUUCCCAGCGCCAGAGUCGGGCUCACUAGCCAAGGACAAGCCAGCAGAAGGCUAGAAGCCAUAAACCGCGCCCUGGCAGGAUCAGUGCCACCCUCUUUAACCCCAAAGCAGGGCUAUCUUCUGCACCCGGAAAGAGUGACAAGUGACUCAUGGACUGGCUGCACCAUGCCCUCCAUGGGGGACUCUGAGCACAGAGCAGUCAAGGCCCGAGAGCUCACCCUCUGCCCUGCCUCUGCACCGCUGCUUCAGCGUUCCAGUGCACUCCUCAACAUCAGCCACCACAGGUAAAAAGCAGGAAGCAAGCCCAGGACUCAACGUCUCCUGGAGAACCCACUCAGAUUUCCAAAGGGGCAAAGGACCUUUGCUACAUGAAAGACUGCCAAACUCCAGUUUGAAAAGCCCUGGCCAGGAACCCUGUUUGCAUACGGCAAAACACAAAGAUGCCAAGACUCCUUCUACACGCUAAGAUUAUUUUGGGAUCGGUAAAGACUAAAAGAUGAAGAGGAGCCAGGGCCGGCCAUGUACUCAUCUCAGCCCUUCAAGCCUUAGCCCGGGUUUAUCGCUAGGUGAUGGGCCGAACCCUGGGUGCGGCCUGGGGCUGGAGGUCAUCCCAGCCCACAAGAAGCCUCGCUUCCAGAGGAACCAGGUGCCCAAAGCAAGAGGCUGUCGCCGUCAGGAGGGGACAGCCGGGCGGAUGCCCCUGCCCGCUCCUGUGGCGGAGGCACACAGGCCGGCCUGGGCAGGGGCGGCUCUUGGCAAUUGAACCCGUCUUUUUAUUAAAGUUCUAUGCCGUUUUCCAGGCGCGUCCAGUACUUCAUGCCGGCCCUCCUGUUUCAGGGAAGCCCUCUCCACAGUUCUCCAGCGGGAGGGGUGGGCCAUUGAACGGUUCGAGCCCAGAUACCUCCGCCUUCCUCGUGAAGAGGCGGGGAUGCCGCGCGCCACGCCCGCUCCUCCCACUUCCGGUCCCGCCUCGCUUCCGGUGCUGCUGCGUUUCGCGGA